Molecule: messenger RNA, 744 nt
Organism: Salvia hispanica
Lineage: Eukaryota; Viridiplantae; Streptophyta; Magnoliopsida; Lamiales; Lamiaceae
Product: protein CURVATURE THYLAKOID 1A, chloroplastic-like
Cellular component (GO): thylakoid; chloroplast thylakoid membrane
Source: RefSeq, a predicted model, not a curated record
AAAGAAAGAGAGGCUUAGCAAUAUUAGCAAAAGCCACCAUUUUCUUAGCAUUUGCCGAAAUCACACUUCCCUGAGCUUUAGCCCAAAAUGGCAGCGGCAGCUUCCACUUCCAUGGCGGCCACCCCUAUCUUGCUCCACCGCCUCCCCGCCGCCAGACCUGCCGCCGUCUUCUGCUCCUUGCCCCAACGUCCUACCCUUUCCGCCACUCCCUUCAAGCUACUCAAUGAGUCUAGGAGGUCUUCCCAGCUCCUCGUCAAGGCAUCUUCAUCAGAGGAGAGCUCUCUUGAUACCAAUGAAUUGUUCAAUGACCUCAAAGAAAAGUGGGAUGCUGUUGAAAACAAAACUACUGUGAUUCUGUAUGGUGGUGGAUCAAUUGUUGCAAUUUGGUUAACUUCCACAGUUGUUGGGGCAAUUAACAGGGUUCCAUUGCUUCCCAAGAUCAUGGAGUUGGUCGGGCUUGGAUACACCGUGUGGUUUGUGUACCGUUACCUGCUCUUCAAGAGAAGUAGAAAGGAACUGUCAGAAGAGAUAGAAUCAAUAAAAAAGAAGCUUGCUGGAACUGAAUAGAAGCUUGCAGUGUUUAUUACAUUCAUCUCAGCCUCAGACCAGUGACAUCUUAAUAUAUAUAUAUAUAUAUGCAUAAUAUAUGCUGUAUCAGAGAGAUCUGGUGUUGUAAUAUAGAAUAGGACAUAUGUAUGCAUUUUUCCCUUCAUCAUAUUCUAAUGAAUGGCUUCCUUUUUUUUA